Messenger RNA from Microdochium trichocladiopsis, 1409 nucleotides. RefSeq names its product chaperonin 10-like protein. The record is from RefSeq and is a predicted model, not a curated record. Lineage: Eukaryota; Fungi; Ascomycota; Sordariomycetes; Xylariales; Microdochiaceae. Gene Ontology annotation, molecular function: oxidoreductase activity, acting on NAD(P)H. Bases 205 to 1305 code for a protein of 366 amino acids. The transcript has a single exon.
UCCGCAUGGAGCUGCAUACUUGAUUUGCAUUUUCAUACUCCUAGCUGUGGUCUGAAGAACUCUAUAUUAGGUGGUGCUCCAACACCCGCAUCGAGGGGCUUUGUCUUGCCCUUCUAUCACCAUCAGCAGCCCACAGAGCAGGAAUAUAGCCUUCACACCUUGCUUUACAACUUGACAUACACCACCUUCAACACCAACACAAAGAUGGCCGUCCCCGCAACCUUCGCAGCCGCGUUCAACGACUCGCCCGGCGCCCCCGUGCGCGUGGGCGAGCACUCCUUCACCUCCCCGCUCUCAGCCGACGACCUGACCAUCCGCAUCACCGCGACCGCCAUCAACCCGGUCGACUGGAAGCUGCGGGACAGCGGGGCCUUCCUGCCCUCGUGGCCGAUCAUCAUGGGCUCCGACGCCGCGGGCGAGGUCGUCGAGGUCGGGGACAACUUCACCAGCAAGUUCCAGCCGGGGGAGCGCGUCUUCUUCCAGGGCCUGGUGGGCAAGUACGAGAUGUGCACGUUCCAGCAAUACUGCCGCGUGCCCGCGCACGUGGUUGGCAAGACGCCCGCCAACGUAACCGACGACGAGGCCGCGGGCGUGAGCCUGUGCAGCGUCACCGCCGCCGUCGCCAUCUACCACUCCACCGGCCGGAGCCUGACGCCCGCGCCCUGGUCGGCGGCCGAGGGAGGGGGCAGCCAGGCCGGCAAGGGCAAGGCGGUGGUCGUGCUGGGCGGGAGCACCUCGGUCGGCCAGUACGCCAUCCAGUUCGCCCGGCUGUCUGGGUACUCGCGCAUCGUGACCAGCGCGAGCGCCGCCAACGCCGAGUUUCUCAAGACCCUGGGCGCGCACGUCGUGCUGGACCGCAAGACACAGGGAGGCGUGCAGGACUAUAUCGCCGCCGUGGGCGACGAGCUGGAGCUGGACUGGGUGUACGACUGUGUCAGCCUGGACGAGUCGCAGCUCCUGGGCGUCAAGAUCGUGCAGGGGGCCAAGAAGGUCACGCCCGAGGCGCUGGUCGUCUCUGUCGACAAUGCAGACGAGAAGGCCGUUGCUGCGGGCAAGGCGGCCGAGGGCAGCGGCCGCGAGGUUCCCGUGCGUGGCAUCUACGCGUUGGGAUACUACCCGGACUAUCGCUACGUCACGGAGCCAAUGUACGAGAAGCUCGGUGAGUGGAUGGCCACGGGCGAAUUUGUGCCCAACCGCGUCAAAGUGCUGCCCGGUGGGCUGAAGGCUGCGGAGGAUGGCAUGCAAUUGAACAAGGCGGGUGUCUCGGGCGUCAAGGUCAUCAUCCGGCCCCAGGAGGCAUCGUAGGUGAUAUGAACGGCAGGGGAAUGGUGGCGAUAUCCAGACGCUUCUCGCGUAUGAAGUGGUCGAAUUAGUUGUGACUUCAGUCAAUUGAUGUUUAUUCCAUAUGA